UAUGAAGAUGGAGAUGUUGUUAUUGGGGGAUUAUUUCCUCUACAUUACAGCCCUGUAUCCUCUCUUUUGACAUAUAAGACUAAACCAGCAGCUACUAAAUAUACUUAUUCUCGUGCCUUGCGCUGGAUACAGACCAUGACUUUUGCAAUCAAAGAGAUCAACCAGCGCAGGGAUCUUCUUCCAAACCUCAAGUUAGGUUUCCACAUCUGUGACAGCUGUGAUGACAUACCUGUCUCUUUGAAAGCAUCUUUUCUAUUGGUGAAUGGCCAGCCAGAGAGAAGCCUCAGAAAUGAGAGUGGGAUGGGAGGCCCAAGCCAAGAAAAAAGUAAUGUCUUAAGCUGUGCUUCAGUAAACAGGACUGUGUCCCCUGUAAUUAUAGGAGAUGCUGGAUCUGGGGUGUCCAUGGCUCUGCUUCGCAGUCUGGGUUCUUUUCAUAUCCCCCUGGUGAGCUAUUUUGCAUCCUGCAGCUGCCUGAGUGACCAAAAGCAGUUUCCCACUUUCAUGCGCACCAUGCCCAGUGACACCUUUCAGAUCAGAGCCUUGGCUCGCCUUGUUAGUUACUUUGGCUGGACUUGGGUGGGAGUCAUUGGCGUGGAAUCUGAUUAUGCUCGCUUUGCCAUCCAGCUUUUCCUACAGGAGUCAGUGCAAUAUGGUGUGUGUACUGCCUACACACAUUUCUACCCUGUAGAGCUCAGCCAGGAGGCUCUUGAUAAACUUCUUAAUGUUAUUCAGAUGUCAUCGUCAAAGGUAAUCAUUAAUUUCUCUGGCGAGUCAGAGAUGCGAGGUAUUCUGAAAGCAAUGCAACGUCAAAAUAUAACUGGUUUUCAAUGGAUUGCCAGUGAGGCCUGGGCUACUGCCAAGUCACUUUGGGAAGAAUCCAGAGAUCUCCUAAUGGGAACACUAGGAUUUGCUAUCCAGAGAGCUGCUUUGAUUCCAGGACUUCAACAACAUCUUAUUAAUCUCACACCAUUGGCUAUUCAGAAAUCAGCUUUCUUGACAGAAUUUUGGGAAGAAACAUUUAACUGUCGGCUAAACAGUUCAGUGAGCAGCACUUAUUAUACGGUGGAAAGCUCCCAUGACAGACUGCCAUGUAAAGGGACAGAGGAUUUAAAUGAUGUUUACUCUCCUUAUUCUGAUGUUACUCAACUGAGAGUAUCCUAUAACAUAUACAAGGCUGUAUAUCUGGUGGCACAUGCCUUGCAAGAUAUGACUAGUUGCAAAGAUGGAGAGGGGCCUUUUCUGAAUGGUACCUGUGGAAACCCAAAGAAUACCAAACCUUGGCAGCUCAGUUAUUACAUGAAGCGUGCUAAUUUUUCAGCACUUGGGGAGAAAGUCAACUUUGACAAAAAUGGUGACCCCAUUGCUUAUUAUGAUCUCAUGAACUGGCAGAGGAAGCCUGAUGGCUCUCUAAAUUUGGUAAAAGUUGGUUUCUACGAUGCCUCAUUGCCCACUGGACACAGCCUGGUCAUCAAUGACUCAAUGAUCCAAUGGCCUAUAGGGAAACAGGCUGUCCAGUCUGUUUGCAGCAAAAAUUGUCCUCCAGGUUCUCGCAUUGCCAGAAGAAAGGGGGAACCCAUCUGCUGUUAUGACUGUGUCCCCUGUGCUGAAGGAGAAAUCAGCAAUGGAACUGAUUCUUUAGAGUGCUUACGUUGUUCAGAGGAAACAUGGCCCGAUAAACUCAAAAAUCUCUGUAUCCCAAAGACCAUAGAGUAUCUGUCUUACUAUGAGUUCAUGGGUAUUCUGCUAUGCGUUGCCUCUGGCUUAGGAGCUUGCACUUCACUUCUCAUCUUUGGAAUAUUCUUCACCUAUAAAGACACACCUCUAGUCCGGGCUAACAACAUGGAAUUGAGCUUCCUACUUUUGGUGUUUCUUGCCAUCUGUUUCCUUAUCAGUUUGCUGUUCAUUGGCAAGCCCUCAGACUGGCUCUGCCGUAUCAGGUACCCAGCAUUCGGGAUUAGUUUUGCCCUCUGCAUUUCAUGCCUCCUGGCCAAGACAGCAGUGGUCCUGAUAGCUUUUAGGUCCAGGCUACCAGGAAGUAGAGCCAUGAAAUGGUUUGGACCCAAACAACAAAGAGCCAGCGUACUUUUAGGAACAGCUGUUCAGGUAUUAAUCUGCCUUAUUUGGCUGUCAACUAGUCCACCUUAUGCCAGUAAUACCACAAAUUACCUCAGUGCAACAGUCAUCAUUCAGUGUGUUACUGGCUCAGAAGUUGGGUUCUGGUCUGUUCUGGGAUAUAUCGGUAUCCUGGCUUGCAUGUGCCUCAUAAUGGCAUUUUUGGCUCGGAAGCUGCCUGACAAUUAUAAUGAGGCAAAAUUCAUCACCUUCAGCAUACUGAUAUUCUUUGCAGUGUGGAUUACUUUUAUUCCAGUCUAUAUGAGCACAGCUGGAAAAUAUACUGUGGCUGUCCAUGUUUUUGCUAUUUUAGCCUCAACACUGGGACUUCUCUUUUGCAUUUUUGCUCCCAAAUGCUACAUCAUUUUGCUGAAACCAGAGAAAAACAACAAGAAAAAGUUAUUGCAAAGGUGA
Molecule: messenger RNA, 2526 nt
Organism: Melanotaenia boesemani (Boeseman's rainbowfish)
Lineage: Eukaryota; Metazoa; Chordata; Actinopteri; Atheriniformes; Melanotaeniidae
Product: extracellular calcium-sensing receptor-like
Exons: 8
Coding region: 136-2526 (796 amino acids)
Biological process (GO): G protein-coupled receptor signaling pathway
Cellular component (GO): membrane
Molecular function (GO): G protein-coupled receptor activity
Source: RefSeq, a predicted model, not a curated record